AUGCAUUUCAACUCUGCCAUCGCUGCUGCCAUCUUGGCCUUCUGCGCUUCUGGUGUGCUCGCUGCACCUCUCCCACAACUCGCCGGCGAAGGAGCUGCAGCCAACUCCAUCCUCUCAGGAACCGACAACGCCGUAGGCUACGGUGUCGAGAACGCUGAGAACAACAUUGCCGGAAAUGUUGCCACUGUGAAGGCCAGCCUACCAGCGGUCCCAAAGACCCGCCGCCAGCUUGCCGGUGAAGGCGCUGCCGCCAAUUCCAUCCUCUCCGGAACCGACAAUGCUGUCGGAUAUGGUGUUGAGAACGCUGAAAACAACAUUGCCGGAAACGUUGCCACUGUGAAGGCCAGCGUCCCAGCGGUCCCCAACACCCGCCGCCAGCUGGCUGGUGAAGGUGCUGCUGCCAACUCCAUCCUCUCGGGAACCGACAACGCAGUCGGCUAUGGUGUCGAAAACGCUGAAGACAACAUCGCCAAUAACAUCGCCUCCGUGACCGGCAACUCGCCCAGCUCAACCGGAUCUACGACUGGCACUGGCAAAGCUCCACCUCCACCACCACCACACCGCCGCCAGUUGGACAAGAUCGCCAACGGCGCUGCGGCUAUCAGCAAUGCAGCUGGUAGCGGUGCCGAGACUGCAGCAGUCACCAACGCCGGCGAUUCUCUUGAUGGCACGCUUACGAGCGGUGCUGCCAACGCAGGUGCUCAAAUCGCCAGCACUGAGGAGUCUACAAUCGAGGGCGCUGGCAGCUCCGCCCCCAAGUCUCGUCGUCAGCUCGACAAGAUCGCCAAUGGUGCUGCGGCCAUCUCCAACGCAGCUGGUACUGGUGCGGUAACAGCACCACUUACUGAUGCUGGUGACUCUCUUGAUGGUACUUUGACGAGCGGCGCUGCCAACGCUGGUGCGUCAAUCGCCAGCACUGAGGAGUCUACUAUCGAGGGCGCUGGCAGUGCUGUUCCAAAGUCUCGCCGUCAACUCGACAAGAUCGCCAACGGCGCGGCAGCUAUCUCCAACGCUGCAGGAACUGGUGCCAUCACCGCUCCGGCUACUGAUGCUGGCGAUUCCCUCGACGGAACGUUGACCAGUGGUGUUGCUAAUGCUGGUGCGUCCAUUGCCAGCACCGAGGAGUCAACCAUCGAAGGUGCAGGGAGCUCUGUUCCAAAGCUUUAG
Molecule: messenger RNA, 1167 nt
Organism: Recurvomyces mirabilis
Lineage: Eukaryota; Fungi; Ascomycota; Dothideomycetes; Mycosphaerellales; Teratosphaeriaceae
Exons: 1
Coding region: 1-1167 (388 amino acids)
Source: RefSeq, a predicted model, not a curated record